AUGGGCCCCUUUCCGCCCAGUAAAAGCGGGCACGCGUACGUCCUUGUGAUGCAGGACGUAUUUUCUAAGCGGAUUGAGUGUCGUCCCCUGCGUAAGGCAAAUGGUAAAAAUAUUUGUGAAGCUCUUGAGGAACUAAUUAUCUUUCGGUGGGGUGCGCCGCAUAUUCUAUUAACCGACAACGGCACCGAGUUUUUAAACAAAGAUUUAAAGUCGUUCACCGAAAAAUAUCGUAUCGAACACGCUACCAUUCCGCCGUACCACCCGCAGGCUAAUCCCGUUGAGAGAGUUAAUCGCGUUGUCAAAACUAUGAUUACUGCCUUUAUCGGCAACGACCACCGUGAGUGGGACGUACACCUGUCAGAAUUUCGUUUCGCUUACAACACAGCCUUCCAUACGUCACUACAAACCACCCCUGCGUAUCUAAAUUUUGGCCGAGAGCCGCAGCCAGUUAACACGUAUCGUGUCAAUCACGAGACGCCCGUGGAAAUCGAGGACUCCAGCCGAGAAUCUUGGAAAGCUCGCGUGGAAAAGUUGAAAACCUUGCGCGAUUGGAUCCGCGAGAAUCUUGAGGAAGCGCAUAACAAGCAGGCUCAUUAUUAUAAUUUGCAUCAUAGGGAUAAAGUUUAUUCGGUUGGUGAUCGCGUCUUCAAACGACAUCAUGUAUUGUCGUCCGUGGCUCAUCAUAUAGCCGCCAAGCUUUCGCCGAAGUAUCACGGUCCCUUCACCAUUGGUAGAGUUUUGUCGCCCGUUACCUACGAGCUCAUCGAUGACGCGGGCCGAUCGCUCGGGAAGAUCCAUGUGAAAGAUCUCAAACCCCACGUGCCAUAA
Pseudomyrmex gracilis is the source of this 828-nucleotide messenger RNA. RefSeq lists its product as uncharacterized. Lineage: Eukaryota; Metazoa; Arthropoda; Insecta; Hymenoptera; Formicidae. The transcript has a single exon. The record is from RefSeq and is a predicted model, not a curated record. Gene Ontology annotation, molecular function: nucleic acid binding. The coding region runs from base 1 to 828 and encodes 275 amino acids. Gene Ontology annotation, biological process: DNA integration.